AACGAAACGAAGUAUACGAAAUCACACGGAACAAGAGCAUCACAGAAAUAUUUCCUCAGUGUGGACCAUGGAGAAAGGCUUGACCUAACGUACUACAAUCAAUUAGAUAUCGUCAUCGCAAUACUGUUGAACUUACCUCUAUUUUGAAAAGUUGUAAAAGAACAUGUGACAAUUCAUAAUAUUGUUUUAAUUGGUACAACAUAGACAAUUGUAAUAGUUGAGAAAAAACUGGAAAAUAUUGGAGAAUUUUUAUUUUAUAAGAUAAAAAGACAUAUUUCAUAAAUGAUUUUAAGAAGAUUCCAUACAUUCAACACUUUUUUGAAAGAAAAACCAGUCAAUUUAAAAAAUAUGAAGCACAGUUCACAAUUAUGGCUAACAAGACAAAUGAAAGAUCCAUACGUCGAAUUAGCAAAGCAACAAAACUACAGAUGCAGGAGUGCCUUCAAACUUCUUGAAUUAAACAAAAGAUAUAAAAUUUUUGAGCCUGGUAUGAACGUGGUCGAUUGCGGUGCUGCUCCAGGAAGUUGGACUCAAGUUGCUGUUAACUUAACAAAUGCAAAUGGCAAAAUGGUUGAUGAACAGAAAGGAAAAGUUAUUGCCAUAGACAAAUUGCCAAUGCAUCAUGUAGAUGGAGCAAUAGUCUACGGAAAUAUGGAUUUUACACUGGAAAAAUCAAAACAAAUAAUAUUAGAUUCUUUGCAAGGAAAAUUUGUUGAAUUAGUAAUGUCAGAUAUGGCUCCAAAUUCAUCAGGUGUGAAGGAAUUGGAUCAUGAAAAUAUAAUAAGAUUAGCUUACAUGACAUUACAUUUUGCACUGAAAGCUACUACUUUUGAAGGAACCUUAAUUGUUAAAUUAUGGGACGGAAGCAGGUCUAGUGAGUUUGAAGAAAAUGUUGCCAAAUUUUACAGGAAAGUUAAUAUUGUCAGACCUCAAGCAACGAGAAGUGAAUCUUCAGAAAAAUUUAUCCUUGCUCGAGGUUUUAAAGGUAUUCAAAUAAGAGCAACUGAAAACAAGUAGUUUUGAUAAGCUUUUUGUACGUCGAUUACCGAAAUGUAAAUAUAGUUAUUUAUUCAUAUCAUUACAUGGCAUUUUAAAUUUAGAUGAAACUAAUCUUUAUGCUACAUUUUUAUUUCCUAAAAAUGAAUGAAAUUAAAUUUUUAUUUAAUCGCUUAAGUAGGUAAUAAUAAUAACAAAGAAUCAAUGUAAGAAGAAAUAAUAAAGACGCACAAUUAUGCAAUAUACAU
This is a messenger RNA of Phymastichus coffea, 1244 nucleotides long. RefSeq names its product rRNA methyltransferase 2, mitochondrial (gene Mrm2). Gene Ontology annotation, molecular function: rRNA (uridine-2'-O-ribose)-methyltransferase activity. Gene Ontology annotation, biological process: RNA methylation. Bases 283 to 1017 code for a protein of 244 amino acids. Gene Ontology annotation, cellular component: mitochondrion. Lineage: Eukaryota; Metazoa; Arthropoda; Insecta; Hymenoptera; Eulophidae. The record is from RefSeq and is a predicted model, not a curated record. The transcript has 3 exons.